UUGCCCACCCCCUCAUGGGGCAGUGCUGGACUAAGGUAUGUAGUCAAGAAAACAAUGAUAUCCCUCCCACUUUUGAUCUUGCUGGUGGAAACAUUUGCCUUGUGACAUCAAUGGACAAGUGGGAACAAAAGAUGUCUGAAGCCAAUGACAGUGGCAAGAUCGCGGUGGUAAAUUUCAGUGCGUCAUGGUGUAACCCAUGUAGAGCAGCAGCACCAGGAUAUCAUGAACUUGCUGAUAAAUACACUUCAAUGAUAUUUCUAACCGUGGACGUGGAUGAGUUAGCUGAGUUGAGUACUUCAUGGGACAUAAAAGCUACUCCAACAUUCAUUUUCUUUAGAGAUGGCCGUCAAGUGGACAAACUAGUAGGCGUCAAAAAGCAAGAGCUCCAACAGAAGUUGAUGAAUCUCGCAGAGUCUACAAGGUCCCCAGGAUGAUAAUACUGUUGCUUCGCUGCAGU
Messenger RNA from Solanum stenotomum, 457 nucleotides. RefSeq names its product thioredoxin H4-1-like. Lineage: Eukaryota; Viridiplantae; Streptophyta; Magnoliopsida; Solanales; Solanaceae. The transcript is spliced from 4 exons. The record is from RefSeq and is a predicted model, not a curated record. The coding region runs from base 15 to 434 and encodes 139 amino acids.